AUGGCUUUUAGAGGAGGAGGCCGAGGAAGAGGACGAGGACGAGGAGGAGGAGGGUUUGGAGCGAAUAAGUAUGUCAAGCCCGAGCCUUUUGUGAUUUUCCCUGUAAAGAGUGAGAGUUUAGACAUUGAGAGGUUUUCAGACGCGUUGGAGCCGAAGAAGAAGUCUAAUAAGAGUGGUUCCUUUUAUGAUUUUCUUGUGCUUAGACCUGAUAACUUCCCUAAAGAACUUCUUGGAGAUACUCGAAGAGACCGGCCUGUGAAGAGAGCAAAAUGGACUCCAGACACAGAUUUGCGGAAAUUGGAUGUGUUUGAGAAGCUUGAAAUAAAAUAUGGGGAUGAUGGCAAGGAAGUGAAUGGAGAAGCAGAAGAUGGUGAAGAAGUUGAGGAAUCAGAGGGAGAAGAUUCGGAUAACGGAGACUAUGAUCAGAUGAAGAAGUAUAUUAAGCUUCUUCGUCUUCUUCCCCCAAAGUAUCAAGUUUUGCAGACAAGACCUGAAGCUACGCAUGUCCCGGGCUUUAGUUUUAGAGACCAGCCAAAGCAGUACUACAUAAACAUUUCAACUUCAAAUGAAUUAUCUCAAUUUUCAUUUGAAAGUGAAAGUAAGAGGACUCUCUCGAAGCAUAUCGUCCACAAUCUCUAG
Molecule: messenger RNA, 639 nt
Organism: Thlaspi arvense
Lineage: Eukaryota; Viridiplantae; Streptophyta; Magnoliopsida; Brassicales; Brassicaceae
Source: the annotation of a GenBank genome assembly